CGUCUGUCUGAAUAUUUAGCAAUUUAUUGAUUUCGAUAUGACCAAUUCCGAGUUCCAGGCUGUGGUUUUGGCUGCCGGUCGAGGCACGCGUCUGCCCGAAGUCCUCGGCGAUGCGCCCAAGUGCUUGCUACCGGUGGGGCCCUUUCCGCUUUUGUGGUAUCCACUGAAUAUGCUGCAACAACACAAUUUUUCCGAGGUUAUUGUGGUGGUUGUGGAGCAGGAGAAGCUAGAAAUUCAAUUGGCCCUAGAGAACACGCCGCUGAAACUGAAGGUUGACUAUGCCACAAUUCCUAGCGACAGUGACUUCGGCACAGCGGACAGCCUGCGGUACAUAUACGAUAAGAUCAAAUCGGACUUUAUUGUUGUGAGCUGCGACAUUGUCAGCAACGUGAGCUUGUACCCGUUGAUCAACAAGUUCCGCGAACACGAUGCCGCGCUGGCGCUCCUUCUGUUCAAGAGCGGCUUCGAGUCGGAUGUGGUCAUGCCGGGCCCAAAGACCAAGCACAAGCCGGAGCGUGAUUUGAUUGGAGUUCAUUCGGCUACACAACGUUUGGCCUUUCUGACCGCAGCCAGCGACUGCGAGGAGACGCUCAACAUCCAGAGGCAUUUACUGAAGAACAAGGGACAGCUGGAUGUCUACAGCCGUCUGUCAGAUGCCCACAUCUAUGUGUUAAAGAAGUGGGUCAUCAACUAUUUACAAAGGAAGGAAAAUAUCUCAACGUUCAAGGGAGAGUUCCUACCGCAUCUUAUCAAAAAACAGCAUACCAAGCGGCCUGCCAAGGCUGUUCAGGAUACUACCUCUGAGGUGGGUCUGGUUACCAAGCUCGAGGACAGCAUUCUUCAUUACGUCCCACACACAGCUCUGGAUCAGAAAAUCACGCAGACGUCGCUGUUCAAUCAAUCGCUGUCGCAUGUUCCCUAUCACGGUGACAUUGUACGCUGCUAUGCCGUCCAGGCCCCAAAAGAUGCCAUCGGAGUGAGAGUGAACAGCACGCUCAGUUUUCUGGCCAUCAACCGGAAGUUGGCCAGUAUUUGGAACGAUCUGUGUGGCGAAACGCAUCCGCUGAUCGCACCUGGCGCUUUGGUUAAGUCUACGCAAACGAAAGAAAUCAUAGCGGCGGACAACGCCAAGCUGUCGGAAAAGACCUCUUUGAACUAUAGUGUUUUUGGACCCAAUUGUGUCAUCAAUCCGAAGAACAUUGUGAGCAACUCCCUCGUCUUGUCCAACGCCAUUGUGGAGGAGGGCUGCAACAUAGACAACUGCAUUGUUGGACAUCGGGCGCACGUGAAGAGCGGCUCCGUGCUAAAGAACUGCAUCAUCGGGCCCAACUACGUCGUGGACGAGGACACCAAGAGCACGGCGAUGCAUCUGUCCAACGCCGACCAGUACAUGGAGAUAGACAUACAAUGAGGAGCUAACUUAAAUGUGGCUUCCUUUAUUAACGAAUUGAGUUAGAAGGCGGAUUCUUCUAGCAGGACAUUAAAUAUUACGAAUAGGUACACAAAA
Molecule: messenger RNA, 1507 nt
Organism: Drosophila persimilis
Lineage: Eukaryota; Metazoa; Arthropoda; Insecta; Diptera; Drosophilidae
Gene: eIF2Bgamma
Product: translation initiation factor eIF-2B subunit gamma
Exons: 4
Coding region: 38-1411 (457 amino acids)
Biological process (GO): biosynthetic process; cytoplasmic translational initiation
Cellular component (GO): eukaryotic translation initiation factor 2B complex; guanyl-nucleotide exchange factor complex
Molecular function (GO): guanyl-nucleotide exchange factor activity; translation initiation factor activity
Source: RefSeq, a predicted model, not a curated record